This is a messenger RNA of Ostreobium quekettii, 405 nucleotides long. Lineage: Eukaryota; Viridiplantae; Chlorophyta; Ulvophyceae; Bryopsidales; Ostreobiaceae. The record is from the annotation of a GenBank genome assembly.
AUGAAGAUGUUCCUCACACUCCGCAUUCCCACUCCCCAGUCCUACUUCCCGCCGCCCACCAGCGUUGGGAGCAUCUGGAUCCCCCACGACAAGCAGCUCUUCGGCCCAGCUGGCCCCGGGGUCCCAAGCGCCGCCCCGCCGCUGAUGGGCCCAUCCCAGGCGGGGCGCUCUGGACCGCAGCCGGCCGAUCAACCCGAGGAGCAGAAGUCGUCGCCGAAGGAAAAGAAGGGGAAGUCCAAGGGGCAGCAGUGCCCGGAGGUGGGGCCCAACGGGGAGCUGAAGCUGAACGCGAGGCAGAGGCGGACGUUGCGGAGGGCACAGGAGAGGGCCUUGCAGGGCCUCGAUCAGGCGAUUGCGCGGCUGAAGAGCGGGACUCCAGAGUCGGCAGCAUCCAACACCACGUGA